Messenger RNA from Plasmodium yoelii, 990 nucleotides. RefSeq names its product PIR protein. The transcript is spliced from 3 exons. The coding region runs from base 1 to 990 and encodes 329 amino acids. The record is from RefSeq and is a predicted model, not a curated record. NCBI's taxonomy places the organism in Eukaryota, Apicomplexa, Aconoidasida, Haemosporida, Plasmodiidae.
AUGGAUAAAGAAGUGUGUAAAAGGUUCAAGAAUAUAUGGGAUACUUUUCCCGAUGAAUUGGACAAUACGGAAAACUAUAAAUUUAAAGAUUUUGGGAUUUUAAAUAAUAAUUGUAAUAAUAAUAAAUUUUCAAAUAAUUAUUGUAAUAAUAUUGAUUUUUCAGAUAGUUAUUGUAAUAUUGAUUUUAAAAGUGAUUUCGAUAAAAUAAGUGCUGGAUGUUUAUAUUUGUUGGAUGAAUUCAUUAAGGAUUGUGGUGUGGAUCCCCCUCCUGCAAGAAAUAAUAUCAAUAUUGUUGAUUACAUUUUGAUAUGGUUAAGUUAUAUGUUAACCCUAAAGGAAAGUGAAAAAGACAAUACAACAUGUUUUUAUAGUACAUACAUAUAUUAUUGUGAUAAGUAUAACACGGGAAUAAACGGAUUUACUGAUUAUAAGAAUUAUAAGGAACUUAUAGAUAAUAAAAUUGCUAUGUAUGGUAUGGAUAGUAAUAUUCUAUCUAAUUUUUAUAAAGCAUUUAAAUUAUUAUGUGAAAUGUAUACUGAAUUUGAUGAAAACACGCCAAAUUGCGCAACAUGUUCGGAAAAAGCUGAUAACUUUGUUAAAAUAUAUAAAGAACUUAAUGAUCCUGAUAAUAUUAAAUAUAGUGGCUAUUGUCAAGCAUGGUCUACAUUAUCAAAUGAUUAUAAGAAUUUAAAAAAUAAAUAUAAAAAUUAUGAUUUCCUUCCAGAGAUAGAUACAACACAAAGUGAUGCAAAAUGUUCUGAACAAACUUCUAAAAAAACUGAUGUAGCAGGAUAUGAACAAUUUUCUGAAGAUACAUCAUCAAGUUCGUCGAUAGCAAACAAAUUAAUUCCGGUUUUAUUGAUAUUUGCUGCAAUACCAAUUUUCUUGGGAAUUGCUUAUAAGUAUUCGUUAUUUGGAUUUCGGAAACGAUUUCAAAAACAAAAAUUAAGAGAAAAGCUAAAAAAUGUAAAGAAGAGAAUGAAUCAUUAA